AUGAAAGCCGGUUACGUUCGUUACGUGAAGCAUUGUCCCCUGAUUUCGACCUUUGAGGCGCCUCAAAACCCCCUCCACGCACUCUCAGGCGCGGCCAAGCUGACCAUCACGGGCGCGUGUGGCGCCAACAGGACUACCAGGCGCAUCAUCAGCGGGGGUGGCGCCUUCCCCAUAUUCACCUCCCCCUCGUCCGGCCCCACGGGGGGGCUGUUGACUCUGGUCAACCUCAACUUCCAGCGGGCGGCAGGAGGCGUCUUUUACAACGUGCGCACGUCGGUCAACGCAAGUCAAUGCGAUUUUGUCGGAAACACGGGCCCUAUCGUUGGUGGAGGGGUGCUCAGUGAAUCAUUCCCUAUGGCAGCCACCCUUCAAGGCCUCCCAACCCGUCUCUUCUCAAGAUGCACCUUCAGUAGCAACACGGCGCCCACCUUGGGGGGCGGCGCUGUUAGCAUUAACGGGGGCAAUAGCAUGGGCCGAGUGCCGGAUAUGCGCUUUGUGCGCUGUGCCUUCCAGGACAACAGCGCACCCACAAGCCUGGGAGGGGCGAUUUCGGUGGUGGGGAUGGGCUGGGUGCGGUUCGUCAAGUGCUCGUUUUUUGGGAACCGUGCUGGUGUAUCUGGGGGAGGCGUCUUCUCGUCAGACACCUACCUCUCCUUCUCCCAGGCCACCUUCAAUAACAACAUGGCCCUCGGGAAAUACAAUGGCGGCGCCGGCGGUGCCUAUGUCCGCUCUGGUUACGGCUGUGCUGUCUACGCCGUCUCAAACGAGCUGGUACCGAACAUGGCAGUUCGUUUCUGCUCGUCGUCCUUCUCAAGCAACAGAGGCUUCUAUUAA
Closterium sp. Naga37s-1 is the source of this 834-nucleotide messenger RNA. The record is from the annotation of a GenBank genome assembly. NCBI's taxonomy places the organism in Eukaryota, Viridiplantae, Streptophyta, Zygnematophyceae, Desmidiales, Closteriaceae.